Molecule: messenger RNA, 1566 nt
Organism: Clonostachys rhizophaga
Lineage: Eukaryota; Fungi; Ascomycota; Sordariomycetes; Hypocreales; Bionectriaceae
Source: the annotation of a GenBank genome assembly
AUGGCUGAACUCGGCCUCGCCAUCGUAGCCACGGUGGACCUCGCCAUAAAAUGGGGAACCCAACUGGUGAAGCUAUGCAAAACCUAUCGUGAUUACAAUAUCACUAUCCGAGACAGUUCCCUCCAGUUCGAGAUGAUAUGGCUCAAAGCUCAGAAACAGCUUGCGUUCAUGAAAGAACUGGAGCAUGUCCUCGACGAACAUCACCGGAGUCUCAACGUGCAAGCCACUGACCGGCUGAAGACGCAAUUUGAAAAUGCCGUUCGCAAACUUCAAGAGUUCACGGUGCACGACGCACAAGGAAGCGGAGUGCUGGCGCAGAUAAGGAAGAAGGCGAUUAAGUGGAAGUAUGCCAUUGUUAAAGAGACGGUCGAUGCGGUCAUUGAGGAGCUCCAGAAAUGGCAGGCUCUGGCUGAUCCAAGCUGGUAUCUGAUGUUGAAAAUGGCAAACAGCCAGAUUGAUCAGACACUCCGUUCGAACGAAAAAACAGCCACCGACGCUUUCCCAGAGACGAUGCGUAUACGCCAGGUUACCAGAUCUACGAGCGCCUCGCCCAAUACUGGAAUCUUCCUCCCGGCAGGAGAGCUUGCCAAGAUGACGAUAUCGGACGUCCCCAUGAGCACUCUGCAGAUGGCUCAUCGGGCGACUUCUACCGGGGUCCAACACCUCCUUCUCACGACUGUAGAGUGCACGGCAGGUACCGAUGUGAACCAAAAGGCCAGGGAAGUCAGGGAGCUUGCACGGAAGCUCUCAGUCAAUGAUCCCGCCACAUUCAGCCUACUAUCAUGCAAGGGCGUGAUAAAACGAGCCACCGACGCUCCCAACGGGCAGCCUUUGGUCUCUUUCACCAUGGUGUUCCGGUCGCCAAACAAUGCAGCCGAUACAAAAAGUCUACGCGCAAAGCUACUCAGUAUCCAUGAUUUCGUGUCCGUGUCCAACAAGAUCACAUUUGCACGACAGCUGGCCAAGUCUGUCGCCUACGUCCACAACUUUGGAUUUGUCCACAAAAGCAUUCGGCCUGAAAACAUAGUCAUAUUUGAAGGCGAGGGUAAGGAGCCAGCAGGGAUGUAUUUGGCCGGCCUCAGCAACUUCCGUAGGGAUGAAGGAAGAACCUACCGCCUGGAAGAUGGAACGUGGGACAAAGAUAUCUAUCUUCACCCACAGCGACAGGGUCCGCUCCCCCGCGAAGACUACCAAAUGCAGCAUGAUAUAUACAGCCUGGGAGUCUGUCUAUUGGAGAUCGGCUUUUGGGAUUCCUUUGUCCGGUUUGAUGCCGACGGGAAGACAACUACAGCAACAUCCAUGCUACAUCAGUUUUCGGUGGAUUGCCAGGCUGGCAAAACCACAAUCCAAGGCUCCAAGGAAUAUUUCUUGAACCUCUGCAGGAGCCAACUGCCCCGUUACAUGGUUGGACGGUACUGCGAGAUUGUUGAGACGUGCUUGACCUGUCUGGACCAGGGCAAUGUGGACUUUGGUGAUGAGAGCGAGUUCCAAGAUCCCGAUGGUAUUUUAGUGGGUGUGAGAUACAUCGAGAAGGUAUUGUCUCGCCUAAAUGAAAUCACGAUCUAG